CUCCCGCCGGCCGCGCGGCCUGCCCAGCCCCGGAGGGAGAGAGCAGAGGAUCCGGGCACCAGCCGAGGAGCCGCGCACUAUCUCUACCUGCGGCGAGUCGCCGCUACAGCCGCCGCCGGGCUACCCAGCCCACACCACCAGGAGGCCCAACGCAGCCUGCACCCGCGCAACAGACGCACGGCGGCCGCGGCCCUAGAGCCGGCGCCGCUGACGUCAGGCCGACGUCAGAGUGGACGCCGCGGCGGGGCGGGAGCUGGGACGGCGAAGGAGGGCGUUUUCGGAGCACGCGCCGGGCUGGGGCCGCUGACGUCGGGCUCAGGGCCGCGGCGAGAGGGUGAGAGUCCGCGCUUUCCGAGGGAGCUGCGCCGGCCUCGGCCCCGCGGGGUCCCACCGCACCCGAGAGGAUGGAGAGCCUCCCCCGACGCCCCAGCAGGGCCCGCGAUCCCACGCUGGCCGGCGCUCGCUAGCUGCUCGAAAUUUGCGUUUUAUCCACCACCUAGGCCUUGUCUCGUGAGUCAGUGGCGUUGUGGUUCCAAAGAAAUGGAAGAAAAGGAGCGAUGUGACCGACUCCGUUCGGUCCUUCUGCCUUGAGGCCUGGUUGGCAUUUGCAGAAAGGAAAAUACAGCAAGAAAAUCGUGGUUUUUUGGAAGGGAUAGAAGAGGAGGGUGGAAGAAGGAAAACAAGGUCUUAGAUUUUAUAUGAUUUUUUUAAACUUCUGCACUUCGACAGUGGUGGCAAAAUACACUAAACCCAAAAGUUAUCUUUGUUUUGGAAGAGGGGAAUUAUUUUUCCUUUUGAUUACAACCUUUUCUCCCCGUGACAAAGCAUAAAUCAUGGACACCAGAAAAUAAGGUAGACCUCAGGAAUCCUGCUGAGAAGACUUACAUUCCUCCUCAGGAGGGAAGAGUGGGGUGUUUUUAGCCCUCUCUGGAACCUAAAACGAAAAACAUGAGUUGCGUGCCAUGGAAAGGAGACAAGGCCAAAUCCGAAUCAUUGGAGCUGCCCCAGGCUGCACCCCUACAAAUCUACCAUGAGAAACAGCGCAGGGAGCUUUGUGCUCUGCACGCCCUCAAUAACGUCUUCCAGGACAGCAGUGCCUUCACCCGGGAAACGCUGCAAGAGAUUUUCCAGAGGUUGUCUCCAAACACCAUGGUGACCCCCCACAAGAAGAGCAUGCUGGGAAAUGGGAACUACGAUGUGAACGUCAUUAUGGCAGCACUUCAAACCAAAGGCUAUGAAGCUGUUUGGUGGGACAAGCGCAGGGAUGUCGGCGCCAUUGCUCUCACUAACGUUAUGGGCUUCAUCAUGAAUCUGCCCUCCAGCCUGUGUUGGGGUCCACUGAAGUUGCCACUCAAAAGGCAGCAUUGGAUCUGUGUUCGAGAGGUGGGAGGUGCCUACUACAACCUCGACUCCAAACUGAAGAUGCCCGAAUGGAUUGGAGGCGAGGGCGAGCUCAGGAAAUUUCUAAAACAUCAUUUGCGAGGAAAGAACUGUGAACUCCUGCUGGUGGUACCAGAAGAGGUGGAGGCCCAUCAGAGUUGGAGGGCUGAUGUGUAACACAGUUCUACCCAGCCUUCCCUCACCUCAACCCCCAAAAUCCUCUGUGAUGUGCUGUGGCCUCUACAGUGGGUCUGCCCUUGCCACGUCCCCAAACAUCUCAUCGGGUUUUUCCCCUCAGAUUUGACAGUGCAAUAGGACAGACGUGUGGACUGUUACAGAACCAACCAGCGUUACUUGUUCUGGGAAAGGAAAGUAGGAGCUCUGUGUGCUUAGGGCAAGCUAUGGAAGACUUUUGUUUUAUUUAAGAGAGGAGAAAGAAAGGUGGGUCUUAGCUUAUUUCCCCGUUUCUCUGAGGACUUGCCAGAGGCUCUGCUGGAGUUCACUGCUGCUCUGAUUCACCUGGAGAUGCUGGCUUCACUUCCCCUUUCCUGGCAACCAGUGGGUCUGAAGACACAGUACAGGCAAAGCCCAUGUGACGGGUUUGAAGGACUUAGAGCAAAAAGGCCUCUCAGGAAACCAUCUCCAAAACUGCAGCAGCAGUACAGCAUGCUGUCUCCAACCCUUAAUGCCACCCUUACCCCAUUUUUAAGAGUGGUUUAUGGCCGUCCUUGGAGUUUUAUAAUGAAAAGUUUCUCUAAUAUUC
Physeter macrocephalus (sperm whale) is the source of this 2143-nucleotide messenger RNA. It is a transcript of the gene JOSD1, whose product is annotated as Josephin domain containing 1. Gene Ontology annotation, biological process: protein deubiquitination. NCBI's taxonomy places the organism in Eukaryota, Metazoa, Chordata, Mammalia, Artiodactyla, Physeteridae. The coding region runs from base 949 to 1557 and encodes 202 amino acids. The transcript has 5 exons. The record is from RefSeq and is a predicted model, not a curated record. Gene Ontology annotation, molecular function: cysteine-type deubiquitinase activity.